Molecule: messenger RNA, 1806 nt
Organism: Darwinula stevensoni
Lineage: Eukaryota; Metazoa; Arthropoda; Ostracoda; Podocopida; Darwinulidae
Source: the annotation of a GenBank genome assembly
GUCAACAUGGCCGCCUCGAGUCCACAUCGAUCUGCAGGUCGAGAGUAGAGUCUGGCCUAUUUCCCACCUAUACACGGUGAGAGUAGAAAUGGGGUGCAACUCGUCUCAACCGGAUGUGCAGGGGAACGGAGAAAUCCCGAAUUCGACAAAGACUGCGGAUAGGCGAGUGGUGACUGACAAUGGAUCGAUAGAAAACGGGAUCGACGUGGUGGAAGUCCCCCCGGACUGGGAAUGGAUCCCCGAGUUCCAGGGCAAGGCGGUGAUAAAGCCGGUGAAGAGGGAGAAGUACCUGGAUACAAAAUUUCCUCCUGAACCUGGCUCCCUCUUCUUCUCUAGGGACCUGAACGGCGUGGAAUGGAAGAGACCCAACGAAUUGGUGAAUGAUCCAGAGCUGGAAAUUGGGGGAUCGAGCAGGUCCGACGUGCUCCAGGGGAAAUUAGGCGAUUGUUGGUUCCUUUCCUCCUGCGCUGCUGUGGCCGGCAUGCAAAAGAUCCUGGACCAAGUGAUCCCGCCGAACCAGUCCCUGUUCGGGGAGGAUCACAAAGGGAUCGUGUUCUGUCGCUUUUGGCGCUAUGGGGAUUGGCAGCCUGUCUACGUGGAUGAUACUUUGCCUACACUUAACUCCAAGUUGGUUUUCGGCCAUUGUAGCGACCAACGUGAAUUCUGGCUCCCCAUCCUCGAGAAGGCCUACGCCAAAGUGCACGGAUCGUACGAGUCACUGGAAGGAGGGAAGUCCCUCGACGCCCUGGUGGAUCUCACUGGAGGAAUAGCGGAGUUCUACGACCUGCACGACCUGGCCUCCGCAUCCGAGGAGACUCAGAAGGCAGUCUUCGACCGACUCGUCAAGGCCAUGAACCAGCAAAACGCCUUUGUCACCAGCGGCCGGGAGGGAGUGGACGUAGACGUGGAAGACGGUUUGGUGAACGGGCAUGCCUACACGGUCACGGGUGCAGCCUACAUACCAGACGGCCAAUCGGGACAAGUUCGACUCAUUCGGGUCAGGAAUCCUUGGGGAAAUGCUACGGAGUGGACGGGUGCUUGGAGCGACAGUGACGAGAGGUGGGAUCAAGUGGAUCCGGAGGUGAAAGCAAAGAUCGGUCAAACGCAGAAGGCAGACGGGGAAUUCUGGAUGAGUUUCCAGGAUUUCUGUUCCGAGUUCCGGAACGCAACGGUGUGCACGCUGGGACCGGACUUCGACGAAGACGGAACCACCGACCCCACCAACGACAUGGUGUUGUUGCAUGGGGAAUGGGUGCCAGGGAAAACGGCCGGUGGAUGCCAGAACGACUUCAACAGCUAUGCCAAAAAUCCGCAAUAUCUGAUGAAAGUGACGGAAACCGAUUCUGGAGGAGAGAUUUGUGCGGUCCUGAUCGGACUCAUGCAGAAGUACCGACGCGAGAGACGGAAGGAAGGCAUCACGGAGCUGGACAUCGGAUUCACCGUCUACAAGGUAGAAGACUCGGGACGGCUAAAGGGAGAAGACCUUGCCACAAUGUCCCCUUUCAUGUCAUCGGGAGCCUACACGAAUCUGAGAGAAGUUGUAGCUAAUGCGGCUUUCCCCCCUGGAGAUUACAUCAUCAUCCCUUGUACUUACGAUGCUGAUCAAGAGGCACAAUUCAUGAUCCGAGCCUACUCAGAGAAACCCAUUACCAUCACGGAGCUUCAAUGAAAUUUCUUCACUCCCUUGUCCACCUCGUUGUGUACCCUGUGUCUCAUUUCUCCCGUCUGUGAUAAAUGUUCCAAAUCUUUGCAUGCAACAAGUCUAGGUGCCUUAAACAUACCACAAAUAAAAAAUCAAAUAAUUCU